CGAGGUACCUCCCAGAGUGAGAGAAGUGGUUGUGAAGCUGAUAAAAUACGCUCCGUAAAAACUAUACUAAUGGGUAGAGGAGUUAGUGUGACUUCAUGGAGAAGUGUCAGUGAUCGAGUUUAUCAAUAUUGUAGAUUAAUUUACGUAGCAAAACAAAUCGUAAAAAGUUUUCAUUUAUGUAAACUUGUCUUUAAAAUAUUAUUCGUUUGCAUACUGCAAUUUGGGUCACGACCUAGUGAAAAUAGAACUUGUUAAUAUGGAGAGUAAGAGCAAAAAUAGAGGAUAUAGUCUGUGACGAACUCCGAACUGUGACAAAAAGUGAAUGAAUAACAACAAAUAACCACCGGCAAUGUUUGAAAAAUUGCUUAAUUCUGGACAGUGAAACCCUAUGACUCGUAAGGUGUGAUGCAGCAGCAAAAUAAAAAUCGAAAAUAAGAAUGCUGAUGAGAAAUUAUUUCCGGUGACAUUUAGUUAAGCCUAAGGUCAACCGGUUUCUUUGAACCUAUCGGAUUCAUUGUGACAUUAAGAUAAUAAUUGUCGGCUUGGUUACUAUUUUCUCUCUCCUUUGUUGAAUUCAAAGGACCUUCCGAGAUGUCACUUGGCAGCAGCAACAGCAAACGCAGGCCAGAGGGCGCACACGAUUCCCUGCCCUUACCCAGGAUUACCCCAGUCGUCGAUAUUUCGGAACAAGACGGAUGUCACCUCCCAUCUGCAAGUGGCGAUGGCGCCACCCAACAAGGACAUGGGCAAGAAAUCGUCAAGAGAGAGCUCAAGGUUUCUACUACCAAUAACGAGACCUUGGUUCACAUCCUAAAGGGUAUGAUCGGUUCGGGGAUUCUUGCGAUGCCGCAAGCGUUCAUGAACUCUGGUCUGUGGACGGGUGUUGUACUAACUCCUCUCCUGGGUAUCGUCUGCAUCCACAGCAUGUUUCUCUUGGUAAGAACGUCGAAGGAGCUCUGCAAGAGAGCCCGAGUCCCUGCUCUGAGCUACGAGGAAUCAGCCGUGGCGGCUUUCGAGUACGGCCCGAAAAGCCUCCGGAAGUACGCAAAGGCUGUGGGUUAUCUCAUCACAGCGUUCCUCCUCAUCACCCAGACCGGUUUCUGCUGCGUCUACUUUGUAUUUAUCCCUCAGAACCUGAAGCAGGCCAUUGACUGCAUGACACCAACUGGGACAGGCAUAAGCCAGUUAGGCUUCAUGGCCAUCACCAUAAUUCCAGUCCUGUUGGUAUGCUUCAUCCCUAAUUUGAAGCUUUUGGCUCCAGUCUCGCUCGUGGCCAGCGUCAUCCAGUCCGUCAGUCUUGUUCUGAUUCUGUACUAUGCCGUCCGAGAUCUGCCUACGGUCAGUGAACAAGUUCCAGCUUUCAACAGCUGGUCGACAAUACCUCUGUACUUGAGUACAGCCGUGUAUGCGUUCGAGGGUAUAGGUCUGAUUCUGCCACUGGAGAAUAAAAUGAAGACGCCCCAGUCUAUAGGAGGACUCAAUGGCGUACUGAACACAGGGAUGUCAGUAACCCUCUGUCUUUACAUCACAAUGGGAUUUUUCGGUUACCUGCAGUACGGGAACGACAUUCAGGGAUCUAUUACGCUGAAUCUCCCUCCCAGAGAAGGCUUAGCACAAGCAGUGAAAAUACUAAUGGCUCUAUCUAUAUUCUUCACGUAUCCUUUGAUGAUGUACGUCACCUUCGAGAUUGGUAUACCUGUUGUUACCCGAAUCGUUGAGGGGAAGAAGAAAAAACUAAUAGUCGAAUAUGCCUUUCGGACGGCUCUCGUUCUUCUGACGUUCGCCCUGGCCGCCGCAAUCCCGAACAUCGGCCUCUUCAUUUCUCUCAUCGGAGCAGUGAGCAGCUCGGCCCUGGCUGUCAUUUUCCCGCCAAUCAUGGAGGCCAUCACCUUUUGGCCCGAAAAGGGGAAAUACAACUACAGAAUUAUUAAGGCCGUGCUCAUGGUCGCAUUCGGCCUGCUGACCUUCGUGACAGGCACUAUCACAAGCGUGCAGGAAAUUGUUCGUUUCUUCGCCAGUGGGGAGGAAGGAGCUCCGUUCGAGUGCUGAGUUGGUUCGCUGGGGCCAUUACCGACAACAAUAACUUAAUAUAUUUAAAAGUACAGGGAUAAACAAACACGUAAAUGGACAGAGUUCACUGACCAAGCGCACGAAUUAAAAUGGCAUUUAUAUACGUAAUACAUACAUAACCGCACAUACAUUUUGCAUAUAUAUAUAUAUAUAU
This is a messenger RNA of Macrobrachium nipponense, 2224 nucleotides long. RefSeq names its product proton-coupled amino acid transporter-like protein pathetic. Gene Ontology annotation, molecular function: L-amino acid transmembrane transporter activity. Gene Ontology annotation, biological process: amino acid transmembrane transport. The coding region runs from base 592 to 2049 and encodes 485 amino acids. The record is from RefSeq and is a predicted model, not a curated record. Lineage: Eukaryota; Metazoa; Arthropoda; Malacostraca; Decapoda; Palaemonidae. The transcript is spliced from 12 exons.